Molecule: messenger RNA, 1149 nt
Organism: Medicago truncatula (barrel medic)
Lineage: Eukaryota; Viridiplantae; Streptophyta; Magnoliopsida; Fabales; Fabaceae
Product: probable indole-3-pyruvate monooxygenase YUCCA10
Exons: 4
Coding region: 1-1149 (382 amino acids)
Molecular function (GO): NADP binding; flavin adenine dinucleotide binding; N,N-dimethylaniline monooxygenase activity
Source: RefSeq, a predicted model, not a curated record
AUGCAAGAAUUCACAGUUGUAAUUGUAGGUGCUGGUCCUUCUGGCCUAGCAAUUUCAGCUUGCCUAACACAGAACUCCAUCUCUCAUAUCAUACUCGAAAAAGAAGAUUGUUGUGCUUCUCUUUGGAGAAAAAAUGCUUAUGAUCGUUUAAAUCUUCAUUUGGCUAGUGAGUUUUGCUCUUUACCCCUCAUGCCUCACCCACCCUCAGGACCAACAUACCUAUCCAAAGACCAAUUCCUUCAAUACAUAGACAAAUAUGUCGAACAUUUUAACAUAAAACCUUGCUACUGUCGCAUGGUUGAAUCCGCUGAAUACGAUGAAGUUGGAAACAAAUGGAGGGUUCAAACAAAGAACACACAAGACGACACAUUGGAGGUUUAUGUGUCGAAUUAUCUUGUGAUUGCCACUGGUGAAAAUAGUGAAGGUUAUAUUCCUAAUGUGCCUGGACUAGGCAACUUCGAAGGAGAGGUGAUGCACUCCAAAUACUACAAAUCUGGUUCAAAAUACGAAUCAAAAAAUGUUUUGGUAGUUGGGUGUGGUAACUCAGGAAUGGAGAUUGCUUAUGACCUCCACAAUUGGGGUGCUAGCGCUUCCAUUGUCAUUCGAAAUCCGCUGCAUGUCUUCACUAGGGAAAUGAUUCACCAAGGAAUGCGUAUGGUGAAGUAUUUGCCGGUUCAUAUUGUGGAUACAUACAUUACUCUUUUGGCAAAACUAAAAUAUGGUGAUCUGUCUAAAUAUGGAAUUUAUCGUCCCAAAGAGGGACCUUUACAUCUCAAAAAUAUUACAGGAAAGUCUGCCGUUAUUGAUGUUGGAACCAUUGGAAAGAUUAAGGAGGGUGCUAUAAAGGUUGUUCCUUCAAAUAUAACCAGAAUUGAGAAGAAGAAAAUUGUCUUUGAAAACAAUGUAGAAAGAGAGUUUGAUGCAAUUGUUUUUGCUACCGGCUAUAAAAGUAUAGCUAAUGGAUGGCUCAAGGACUACAAAUAUGCUCUUAAUGAUAAAGGAAUGCCUAAAAAUGCUUUCCCAAAACAUUGGAAGGGGGAUCGUGGAUUGUAUUGUGGAGGACUUGCAAGGAGAGGCUUAUGGGGAGUCAAAGUGGAUGCUGAAUCAAUUGCUCAAGACAUCAACCAAAAUCUUAAUCUACAUGAUUAA